CGGGAUGACUGCGGCGGGGCCGGGGAUGCCGGGGGUUCCCGGGAGUCCCGGGCGGUCCCAAAGGGUCCCGGGGAGUGUGACGCGGCCCGGGGUGCACCCACUGCGGGCGGCGCUGGGCCGGCGACCGAGCCGCAAGGUGUCCGUGCAGUCCCCGACCCGGCCGGCCCCCACUCCUGGCCCCCGGUCCUGACCCCGCCGGGAGCCGCGCCCCCGGCCCGAAAUAGCGCGGGGCGGGGCCGGUACCGCCAUGGCGAGGCAGCCCGCAAAGACGCUGUGGUACGACCGCCCGCGCUACGUCUACCUGGAGUUCUGCGUGGAGGACAGCAGGGAUGUUAAAGUCGUCAUCGAGAACGAGCGGCUGGUGUUCAGUUGCAAAAAUGCAGACGGUGUGGAGUUCUACAACGAGAUCAACCUGUAUGCCAGAGUCAACUCCAAGGACUCGCGGGAGAAGCGCUCUGACCGCUCCAUCACCUGCUUUAUGAGGAAGUGGAAGGAGAAAGUGGCCUGGCCCCGCAUCACCAAGGAGAACAUCAAGCCCGCCUGGCUCUCCGUGGACUUUGACAACUGGCGAGACUGGGAAGGGGACGAGGAGGUGGAGAGGGCCAUGCUGGAGGAGUAUGCAGAGCUCCUGGAGAAGGUGACGGACAAAGGUCCCCCCCCAGCCAUGGAUGACCUGGAUGACGAGCUCUGAGCCCAGGCCCACCGGGGGACGCCGCAGCCGCAGGAAGCCUCCCGGGGCACCGGCACCACGCACCGAGAAAGCGGAGCCGCCGCAGCCGGUUCCCCACCGGCCGCAAGGAACCCCGACCCGGGAUGGCGGGAGCUGUCCGGUCUCCCCGUGCCCGUUACCCGCGCGGGGUAAUAAACAUGAACCUCCGUGA
Messenger RNA from Columba livia (rock pigeon), 881 nucleotides. It is a transcript of the gene PTGES3L, whose product is annotated as prostaglandin E synthase 3 like. The record is from RefSeq and is a predicted model, not a curated record. The coding region runs from base 248 to 691 and encodes 147 amino acids. Gene Ontology annotation, cellular component: nucleus; cytosol. NCBI's taxonomy places the organism in Eukaryota, Metazoa, Chordata, Aves, Columbiformes, Columbidae. Gene Ontology annotation, molecular function: Hsp90 protein binding; protein-folding chaperone binding. Gene Ontology annotation, biological process: chaperone-mediated protein complex assembly; protein folding. The transcript has 7 exons.